Molecule: messenger RNA, 1016 nt
Organism: Owenia fusiformis
Lineage: Eukaryota; Metazoa; Annelida; Polychaeta; Sabellida; Oweniidae
Source: the annotation of a GenBank genome assembly
ACUAAGUAAGUUACUAAGUUAGUAACUAAGUAUAGUACUAAGUAAGUUAUGAAGUUGGUUACCUGGUUUCUUCCAAGGUCAACCAAAGGUCAAAACUAAAGUCAGAUUUGAACUCCUGAUAACUUGUAGAUGGUUUUCAAAAAAAGGUUUGGUCAAUUUAGAGCAAGUUGAAAUUUGACCUUAAAAAUACAGGAAGUCUUUUGGAAACAAUUCUAGUACACUCCUCUCCAAAAGUUUGGAAACAAUUAUAAAGGUACACUCCCCUCAAAAAGUUUGGAAACAAUUUGUAUGCUCAGUGCCAGAAAGAUGCAAGUAUCCUAUCAAGAAAUUGGUUAAAUUCACUUAUAUAUUUAUUGUUAUCUUGAGCUCUUUUUAAGUACACUUUUUAAAUGCAAUAUUCAUCACUGUUUCUUAUUUUCUUUGUAGAUGAGCUUACUCAAAAUGCAUGUCUGAAUCAAGGCAAGAAGUUGAAGGUAUGUUAUGAGCAUGAUAUCAUUUUGAGAAACCACAAGGAUGAACAGAGGCGAGCAAAGUUGUACAGGGAUCCUAAAGCUCAAAUAAAAUGUGGAGCAUUUUACAUGGUUGAUUCCUCUGCAGACAAAUGCAUAAAACGAGAAAGUUCAUCGAAUUGUGAAGUGGAGACAUUGACAGCAUAUGCUGAAUGUGAGGUGGUUUUGUUUACAACGAUUAUUAAUCCUUUGUUAGAGUUAAUGGAUUAAUUUUUACAACUUAGGGUUCUAAUUUUCUUAAAAAAUUAAUUUACAAAUAAAGUUUUUUUUAAAUAUUUGAUUGUAUAAUCUCCCCCGUGCUAUGAUUAACAUUGUGUUAAAUUUUAGAUUUAAUCAAUCAACUCUGUCGAUAGUUGGUUUUUAAUUUAUGUUUUUUUCUCAGUUUUACUCCACCCAUCCAGCCAAUUUGUUGACGUUUUAACUUUGGCAGUAAGGGAUCAACAACUGCAAUCCGUAAACAAUUUCCCCUAAGACCCUCCACAGCAAGAACAUUCCAUAGGUCACAAG